Plasmodium yoelii is the source of this 318-nucleotide messenger RNA. The record is from the annotation of a RefSeq genome assembly. Lineage: Eukaryota; Apicomplexa; Aconoidasida; Haemosporida; Plasmodiidae.
AUGAAAAUAAAUAUAAUUAAAUAUUAUUAUAAUAAAUAUAAAAUAUUAAAUAAAAAUAUAAUAAAAAAUAGAAAUAAUAAUUUUAUUUUACAUUAUUCAAAUAUUGUAAAAUUAUAUUUUUAUGAAUAUAUUAAAAAUAAAUUGCAAAUAUUUAGUUUUAAAGGUAUAUUAUUAAAUAAAUAUAUGAAAAAUAAUAAUAUUAUAAUUAUUAAAUAUGAUAAUUAUAAUGUAAUUUUCUUAUAUUUUUAUUUAAAUUCUAAAAAUUUAAUAAAUAUAUUUAAACUUGGAAAAUUUAAUUUAAAUAAAAUUUCAUUAUGA